Molecule: messenger RNA, 1197 nt
Organism: Osmia lignaria (orchard mason bee)
Lineage: Eukaryota; Metazoa; Arthropoda; Insecta; Hymenoptera; Megachilidae
Gene: mRpS22
Product: mitochondrial ribosomal protein S22
Cellular component (GO): mitochondrial small ribosomal subunit
Molecular function (GO): structural constituent of ribosome
Source: RefSeq, a predicted model, not a curated record
CGGCGUCUGCUGUAAGUGAGGUUAGGUAGUUGUUUCAAGGGAUCGUUAUGAUGUCCAAUAAAUUGAAUUUCCUUUUAAGACAAUUUUACAGAGGACCAGCAUGGAAUUGUCGAUUUUGUUCAACGGUUCCACCAACAGCAGGGAACGAAAAAGAUCUCGCACCGAUGUUUUUCGACGAACGUGUACAACAGUUGUUGGUAACAUUAACUCGCAUUAAUUACGAAAGGAUCUUUGCGCCUCGUAGAGAUGGAACACCGUUGACCAGUCCGACGUACAAAUUUAUGACGGACGAGGAGCUGAAAGAAGCGAAAUUGGAGGUGGAGAAAAAAGCAAGGGGACGGAUACAAAUGCCACCAGUGGUGAAUCCGAGGGACGACACGGAUCUAGUAUUAUCCAAAGAUUAUGCCAUACAAGGUUUCGACAAUACAAAAUACGUGUUUACCGACAUAUCUUUCGGCGGCACCAAUAGGCAUAGAGUAAUAGUGGUGCGAGAGCCUAGUGGCAUACUGAGGCGCGCGAAUACCGAUGAAAGGCAUCGAAUGAAUCAAGUCUACUUUCCUAUAAAAGACAGAGAGCUACAUACACCAAAGAUGUUCACCAAUCCCCACUUCAGCGAACUGCUGGAAAAAGAGGAAUUCGAGUUCAUCUUGGACAGAGCAUGCUUGCAGUACGAUCCGGACCAUUCAGAGUAUCACAGGAUCACUAAAGCGGUGUACUCUCGAGUGCAGGAAUGGAAGAAAUUCGAUGCAUUGCGUUCAACUCGACAUUUUGGUCCUCUGGUGUUCCAUCUAGCUUCGGAGAAGAACAUCGAAGCUCUGUUGGAAGAUGUAAUUAAAAAUGGGAAGAUAGAGGAAGGGGCCGCGUUGGUGGAGCUGUAUCAUUGUCUCCAUCCCGAGGCUCAAUCCGCCGGAAAACCGACACAGAACGACAUAGAGCUGAUCAGGCUCUACGCCGAAUUGGAUUCCUCGGAUCGGUAUGGCAUAGAGCGCGCCUUGGAGACGUACGAGCAUAUACAGGCAGAGAAAAAACAACUACAGGAGCGUAUAGAGCAGGGACACCACGUGGCCGAGGAAACGGACCAAUCCGACCAACCGAAAACGUGAAUGGAAAGCGUUUCAAGAGAAUUUCUCUAUCUUGUACAAACCUUGUUAUUGUUACGAAUCGAAUAAAUAAUUCAUCACCGACAAGUCGCUACAA